This is a messenger RNA of Cydia pomonella (codling moth), 2598 nucleotides long. RefSeq lists its product as uncharacterized. The record is from RefSeq and is a predicted model, not a curated record. Gene Ontology annotation, molecular function: zinc ion binding; nucleic acid binding. Bases 495 to 1532 code for a protein of 345 amino acids. NCBI's taxonomy places the organism in Eukaryota, Metazoa, Arthropoda, Insecta, Lepidoptera, Tortricidae. The transcript has a single exon.
AUCAAUAAUUGUAAACAUCCUCAUGUCUUAAUGUGUUAUUUGUCAUUAGUGUUAACUUAUCUCAAAUGGUCCUGAGACCAUAAUGUGUUUAUUAUUCUCAUGUUUAUCCUAAUAUCCUAAUGAGACUUGUCUCCCUUAUAAGCAGUACUACGUCCCGAAUUAAAUCAGUCUAGUUUGAACCGUCAAACUGUGUUUUACUCCACCCCACAUAACAAUUUUGGCGCAGUCGGUAGGAUACAUUAACCGCGUCACACCGCCGUUAAGCAGACGAGCUCAACGCCUGGGCUAAGGACAAAAUCGCCACCAGCCUAGACGGUGCCUACAGGGCUUCAAACAGCUCGCCGAACAACGCUCCGUGAUGCAAAUUUGGAUCCCGUUACUGUGGUAAGUGGCCAAACACGUUUGCUCUGUUCCCACAUCCUAUAUCUCCAGGCUACUAUAUAUAUCUUAAAUCCGAAAUCUCUUUAUCUUGUGACAUAUAUAUUUAAUCAAAAAUGUCCCCAAUCACUGAAACUAUGGCCGCGCAAGCAGCAAUUAAAGAUACAAUCAAACUAGAGACAACAUCACCCACUACAUCAAAUGAGGCCAAUUCGGAAACAAUACCUUUAAACACACUCCUCCGGUUAAUACCGGAUUUCGACACAGCACAACCCGCGCAAGUUUAUAGGUUCGUUCGCUCAUGCGACUCCGCUUUUGAAUUGGCAAACGCAUCUCAACAACCAGUGAUCCUCACAUAUACGUUAAAUAGAAUUUCUGGGCAGAAUUCGUCAGAUAUAUUUGCAAAAAGGUACCAAAGUUGGUCAGAGCUGAAAACAUUCCUAAUUCAAAAAUUCUCACAAACGAAAACGUUGACACAUCUUAACUUAGAGCUUCAAUCAUUAUUCCAAAAACCGAAUGAAUCGGUCACCGAUUACUUUCAUAGAGUUGACUUAUGCCGUAAUAAAAUCCUCGACAAAUUAACCGCCGAAGUUUCUGACGCAUCAUUGAUCGGCCGGAAGACCAGCACUGAGGAAACCGCCUUAAGCAUAUUUGUAAAUGGUGUGAGCUCUAAUCUGGGUUCGAUGCUGAGGACAAAAGGUUUCACCACCUUGUCCGAGGCUGGUACAUUCGCGAUUCAAGAAGAAAAGAUUCAAAACAUGAAUCACGCACGUCAGGUCCUAUUUAGAACCCCAGCUUAUAGUAGCACCAUUCGUAGGCCAACGCCACCGAUUAAUCAGACUCAAUCUUCACUUUCAACCGCACAACCAAACACAUUUAGGCCAACAAAAACGUGUAAUUAUUGCAAAAAACCCGGUCACCUGAUUUCUGAAUGCAGAAAGAGAGCUUACAAUAAUAAUAUAAAAAAUCAUAAUAUAGAACGCCCUACUAAUGCCCCUCUUCGCAUCAAUAAUUUAAACUUACAAGCGGCCGAGGAAACGGGCUUUCACUCGGGAACCGCUUCGAUAUAUUGCCCGAAUACCCCGAUGACUUCAUCAAGACAAAACACAGCCCCGGAACUUUACGAAACCAUGCAGAACCUACAACUACAAUAGAUAAAAAUACAUCUAGAUCUUCAAAAUUUCAGCAAUCUCCAAAUACUUUAAAUGCCGAAGUUAUGCGACCGCAAACAAACCCAGUCUAUCGGAGACACCUGCGCGACGCAUCCACACAAACUCCAGAACAAUCUAAUAUCACAGAAAAUCCAUUUCCUAGAUCCACUAAAUCGCUAAAUCAAGAUCCAAAAUCUAUGACAAUACAAAGUAAAGUCUCAGAGCCUCCUAAACCUAUUGCAUCGUCAAAUCAAGCUUCAGAGUCUCCCAGAUCUAUAACGUUACAAAAUCAAGUACUAGAGCUUCAUAAAUCCAUCGACUUCCUGCUAACUCAAUUCAUCAAUGUAACUGAAUCUCUUUCGAAAUCUUUAUUACAACAAACUUCAAAUGCAAACGAUACCCCAGAAAUAAGCGCGACAGCCUCUUUUAACCCUAAUAAUACGAACUCCGAGAAUAAUUCUAAGGAAACAUCCCAAAUCAUUGCUAACUCUAAAUCAAUGGACAAUCUAUCGAAUUUAAACCAAAUCACGAAUACCCCAUUCAAAAGUGAAAAAUCGUCUAAAUCAAAACAUCGUUCAAAAUCACAGCGGAAAUCAAAAUCUAAGCAAAAGCCUAAAAUUCCCCAGGAAGAAUAUACUAUAAACACGUUAAACAUACCCCCAGAAGAUCUUAAACAUUGUGUAUUCCAUGUUGACGGUGAACCCAUAACCUUGUUAAUAGAUACUGGAGCAGCCAUCUCAGUCAUAAAUAAAGAUAAAAUCGGCAACAAUAAAAUCGAUACGUCUAGAAUCGCCUCAAUCAUAGGUGUAUCUAACACAAACUCCACCGUCCAAACUUACGGCAUCUGUAACUUAUCCCUAGAUCAAUUGCCCAAGUUCACAUUCCACGUAGCUAACCUUAAUAUUCACGCUGAUGGCAUAUUGGGUAAUGACUUCAUGUCCAAAUUCAAUGUCGAUAUCUCAUAUGAAUCUAAAACCCUGCGAAUACGCGACAGAACAUACAAAUUUCUUACUCUAAACGAUUCUACAAAUCCUCCUAUCGACAACAAUAAACAAACCCUCAGACAAAG